AUGGGGUAUGGCCCUGGAGAGAAGAGGGGUCCAGCAGAGCUGGUUGAUAUUCAGGGAUCACCACCUCCAAGCUCAAGAAAAAUCCAUCCCAACAAGUUGGAAAUCAAGCAAAGGUGCAGGAGGCUUGCACAGCUGGAUUUGAAAAAUAAGUGGCACCAGAAAGGGGACAAAAUUGCAGCCUUUCCUGAGAUGGUAGAAGAUGCAGAAUACAGCAUUUCUAGUCAAAACCUCCUUCAAAUCGACGGUGGCUACUGGAGGCUACAGGGCCCUGCAAGGGACACGGGUGACACCGGGACGCCCGCGCGGCUCCCCCUGCCCCACGGCAGCCCCACGGCAGCCCCACGGCGCCCCUCCCUUCGCAGAGAGCAGCGACAGCCCCGCCACGCCCGGGCCCGCCGGGCUCUGCCCCAGCCCCGCCGCCCUCCCUCAGCUCUCCGGCCGCAGCCGCUGUCCGCCUCUCGGGCAGCCUCGCCCCGUGUCCCACCGCCUGCCCUGCCCCGGUGGCCGUUCCGCCUCACGCCGCCGCCCCCGCCCGCCUUCCCGCCUCGCCCUGCCGCCCUUCGCGUUACCGCGGUGACGGCAGCAGCCGCCCGGCGCCGUCCGCAACGGCCGCGGGGCGCGGCGGGCGGGGACGGCGGCGGGCGGGAGCCGGAGCGGGAUGGGGGGGCAGCAGGGGUGACCGGGCUGCGGAGCUCAUGCCGCCACCACAGCGACAUCGGGUGCGAAAGGAGCGACGGGGGGAGCGCGGCAGUUAAGGGCGGUGGUCCUGCGGCGGCGUCGCCUCUGGUGCCCGGUCCCUGUGGAGCCGGUGCCCCUGCGGCGGCGUCGCCUCUGGUGCCCGAUCCCUGUGGGGCCGGUGCGCCUGUGGCGGCGUCGUCUCGGGUGCCCGGUCCCUGUGGGGCCGGUGUCCCUGUGGCGGCGUCGUCUCGGGUGCCCGGUCCCUGUGGAGCCGGUGCGCCUGUGGCGGCGUCGCCUCUGGUGCCCGCUCCCUGUGGGGCCGGUGUCCCUGUGGCGGCGUCGCCUCUGGUGCCCGGUCCCUGUGGGGCCGGUGUCCCUGUGGCGGUGUCACCUCGGGCGCCCGGUCUCUGUGGGGCCGGUGUCCCUGUGGGGCCGGUGUCCCUGUGGCGGUGUCACCUCGGGCGCCCGGUCUCUGUGGAGCCAAGGCAGCGCUGCCAUGCGGUUAAAACAGCAAUCAGUAAUAUGGAGCAGAACUUAGAAGUGUUUCAGGAACAAGCUGUCACUAAAGCUUCUCCAUGUGAAGCUGAACUUCAGGAAUUAGUGCAUCAAAUUGACAUCAUGGUAAACAGCAAAAAAGUGGAAUGGGAAAGGAAGAUGAAAGCUUUAGAAGCAAAGAUGGAUUUCCAGGAUAAAGAAUUAGCAAGUGCCCAAAGCAAACUGGAUCGAAAAGGUCAAGAGGUGGGACUACUUCGACAGAAGCUGGAAGAUUUACAGAAAACUAAAUGUGAAAUGGCUCAGAAUUAUGAAACUCAGCUUCAAGCACUAAAAUCUCAGUUUUCAAAGUUGACACAUAGUUAUGAAAAGCUACAGUUACAUCGGUUAAAACAAAAAAAGGUUGAAAGCAGAGAAAAGUGUGAGGAAAGCCUAGAGACACCAUCUGAACUGAGCAAUUUAUACAAAAAACUGGAGGAAUUUAAGGCAAAAUCAAGAGAAUGGGAUAAGAAGGGGACAAUCUGCCAGAAUUAUCUCAAUUAUUUAGAUGCUCAACAAAAAUUACUGUCCGAGAAAUAUAAUCUAUUUCAGAAGCAGACCCAGAAUUACCAAUUCCAAAUAAGCAAUAAGAAACAAAAACAAGAAGAGGUAAUUACCAAUGGCCAGCCUGAAAAUGAAAAGGAUGAGUUGAUUAUUGAAAAGCUAAAGGCAACUGUGAAUGAAAUUGCACUAAACAAGAAUAAACUAGAAGAGGAAAACCUGAAACUCCGGGAGGAUCUAAAAAUGUACCAGAACCAGUGCCAGAACAUGGAGGCAGGCUUUUCAGAAAUGAGAAAUGAGCUGCAGUCACGGGAUGCACUCUGGAGAAGGAUACAACUGGAAUGCCAACAGUUGCAUACAGAAUUAUUGAAAAUCAGAGACUAUAAAGAUAUGCAGGAAAUUCCAAUGAAGCAUCAGUCAUCUUGUGUACAACUUACUGAACAACUAGAAAAUAAGACUGCUGAGUUAUUAUUGUUGGCACAAAGCCAAGAAUGCCAACCAGGAGAGCUAACCAAGAUAAGAAACCGUGUUUAUCGAGAGGAACAGUCCCAUUGCUCUGAGCAGGAAAGAAUGAAGACAGAAAUCUCUGACCUGAUAGAAGAGCUUCAUCAGAAGGAGAUCGCUAUAGCAACUAUCAUGGAGAAAGCUAGUCUUCUGGAAAGACAGCUAAAAAUGGAGUUAGAGAUAAAAGACAAAUUGUUAGCAAAACAACAGUUGUUGGACUUCCGAUACAAAGUUAUCAAAUCUGAAAACAAACAUCUAAAAGAUAUGGUGGAAAGCCAGGAGUGUAAAAGUUGCACGAGUAUAGAUUUAUCUAACAAAGAAUAUGGAGAUUUCGCAGCUUCCAUUCACAAACUGGAACAUGAGAAUGUAAGAUUACAAAAUCGUCUUGUUAAACUACAAAAUGACACAGAAACAUCAAUACUGGGUCCCAUGGGCACAUAUGGAGAAAAAGAGCACAGCUACCAAACCGAUUCAAAGAUACAAGAAAAGGAAGAGAGAACUUUCCAAAAGAACGAUGCAUGGAAAAUGGAACGGCAACAGACUGCUAUGUUCGCAGCCAGUGGAUACCACAGAAACUGUAGUCCUGCUUUAUGUGGCCAAGACAAAAUCACUGGUUCAAACCGUGACAGCACUUUAUCUUCUCAUACACUUCACAGAGGUCAUGAAAAGAAAAUAGACUCUAAAUCUCCAUCACCACAAAUGGGGUAUCCUUUGGGCUUUGGUGGGCCAUUUCAUGAAAAAGGCAGAAGAGACAGCUUACUGAGUCCUGCUCACAAUGCGGAAGAAUUCAAAUUAUCAUCUCCCCCCGAGAUGUCCUUCCUUGCAACAACAGAAAAGUUCCUUCAAGAGGAAGAGAAACAUACAAGAGAGUUUGAAGAACGAUUAAAUUCACACCUUGAAGAACUGCAAAGACAUUCUGAAAAUACUCUUAAAAAAUAUGCCUGGAUACAGCAAAGCAGGCAUACGUAAGCCAGUCACACAAUUAAGAAAAUAAAACCUAGUAAUCACCCAUGAGAUUCUUAGAACUAAUA
This is a messenger RNA of Phalacrocorax carbo (great cormorant), 3245 nucleotides long. The record is from RefSeq and is a predicted model, not a curated record. NCBI's taxonomy places the organism in Eukaryota, Metazoa, Chordata, Aves, Suliformes, Phalacrocoracidae.